CUGCAUCCAACUCGCUUGUUCACACUUGGGUUCAUUCACACACACUUUUCCCACCGGGAUGGAUCCGCUCGAGCCAGCGCGCGGAGCCAGCGGGGAGCGCACACGCGUCCACGCGGCACACAUGGCCGGGAAUCUAUGGCGAACAUUUUCUACGUCCGUCUGGAUAAUAGCGACUCUGGUUUCGAGCUCGAGGACGAGGAUUUAUCCGCCUAAUGAAGUGACCCUGCUGGACACCAGGACAGUGCCAGGAGAACUGAAAUGGGCAGCCAGUCCUUCAGAGGGAGGGUGGGAAGAGGUGAGCAUUAUGGAUGAGAAGAACAUCCCCAUCAGAACGUACCAGGUGUGUAAUGUCCUGGAGCCCAACCAAAACAACUGGCUGCGGACGGACUGGAUCCCUCGGUCCGGCGCUCAGCGGGUCUACGUCGAAGUCAAGUUCACCCUCAGAGACUGUAACAGCUUACCGGGCGUCACUGGAACCUGCAAGGAGACGUUCAAUCUGUACUACCACGAGUCCAACGAAGACAGAGAGAGCUACAUCAAAGAGAGCAGCUUCAUUAAGGUGGACACUGUGGCAGCAGAUGAGAGCUUCACCCAGGUGGACGUUGGCGAUCGCAUCAUGAAACUGAACACCGAGGUGCGAGACGUGAAGGUCACGACCCGGAAGGGCUUCUACCUGGCCUUCCAGGACGUCGGCGCCUGUAUCGCUCUGGUUUCUGUCAGGGUUUUCUAUAAAACCUGCCCGCUCACCAUUCGCAACCUGGCUACGUUUCCCGACACCGUCACUGGAGCGGACACGUCCUCCCUGGUGGAGGUCAGAGGGUCGUGCGUCAACCAGUCAGAGGAGAGAGAGGAGCCUAAAAUGUACUGUGGAGCUGACGGAGAGUGGUUGGUUCCUAUUGGUGGAUGCCUCUGCAGCCCAGGAUAUGAAGAAAAAGGCAGCGCAUGUAAAUCCUGUACUGCUGGUUUCUAUAAGGCCAAGUCUUCAGACCCGGGAUGCUCCAAAUGUCCUCCGCACAGCCACUCGCUCCGAGACGCAGCGACGGUCUGCGACUGCCACUCUGGAUACUUUCGCUCGGACGCCGACCCCCCUUCCAUGGCUUGCACCCAGCCACCAUCGGCCCCGCAGCAGCUCAUCUCUGUGGUGAACGAGACCUCGGUGGUCUUGGAGUGGACCCCCCCUCGCCGGCUGGGCGGAAGAAGCGACACCAGCUACAGUCUGGAGUGUCUCAUCUGUCAGACCGCUGGCAGGGCCCUCCCCAGGAAUCGCAGCCUCUCCCAGCCCGAGGCUCAGCACGGCGGCCUGGGGAUGCAGUCAGACCAGGGGAUCGUGGGACCCGAGGUCCAGCUCGGCCGAGGCGUCUUCCAGAGCAGGCCUGGCGAUUACCCCCGGCUUGGCUCCGGCUCCGGCCCCUCUCCCACCUCUCAGCUCUGCCUGCCCUGCGGCUCGGACGUGCUCUUCUCUCCCAGCCAGACGGGCCUGAAGACCACCAAGGUGGUCGUGAGCGAGCUCCGAGCCCACACACACUACACCUUCAUUGUCCACGCGCGCAAUGGGGUUUCCCUGGCCAGCGGCGCAGGGGCGACGCAGAGCGUGUCCGUCAGCGUCACCACCAACCAAGCCGCUCCCUCGCCAGUCUCGUUCGUCCAAGCCACCGAUGUCACCAGGCACAGCUUGUCGUUGUCGUGGCAACAGCCCGAUCGACCCAACGGGGUCAUCCUGGAGUACGAGGUCAAGUUCUAUGAAAAGGAUCAGAAAGAGAGGUCGUACCGCAUAAUGAGGACCUUCUCUCAGAGUGUGGAUGUCACGGGUCUCAGCCCUCUCACCGUGUACGUGUUUCAUGUGCGCGCUCGCACAGCCGCCGGGUACGGGGAGUUCAGCGCGCCGUUCGAAUUCUCCACCAACUCAGAUCCCUUCCCUCUGAUUGGAGAGGGAGUUAACUCUGCCUUCCUGCUGCUGUCUGUCAGCGGGGUCGGAAUCUUACUGCUGAUUUCUGCAGCUGUGUUCAUCAUUAGUCGCAGGAGGAGCAAGUACAGUAAAACAAAGCAGGACUCAGAGGAGGAGAAGCAUCUUAACCCAGGAGUGAAAAUCUACGUCGACCCGUUCACCUACGAAGACCCCGAUCAGGCCAUCCACGACUUCGCCAAGGAGAUCGAUGUCAGCAGUAUUCAUAUCGAGAAAGUUAUUGGCAUGGGGGAGUUUGGCGAGGUGUGCAGCGGUCGGCUGCGAGUGCAGGGGAAGAGGGAGAUCUACGUGGCCAUCAAGAGUCUGAAGGCGGGAUACUCCGACAAACAGAGGAGGGACUUUUUGUCCGAGGCGUCCAUCAUGGGGCAGUUCGACCACCCGAACAUCAUCAGGCUGGAGGGCGUCGUCACCAGAUGUAAGCCACUGAUGAUCAUCACAGAGUACAUGGAAAAUGGAUCCUUGGACUCAUUUCUUCGGAAACAUGACGGCCAGUUCACGGUGAUCCAGCUGGUGGGGAUGCUGCGUGGCAUCGCCUCAGGUAUGAAGUACCUGUCGGACAUGAACUACGUCCACAGAGACCUGGCGGCUCGAAACAUCCUGGUCAACAGCAACCUGGUGUGCAAGGUGUCCGACUUCGGUCUGAGCCGAGUCCUGGAGGACGACCCCGAGGCCGCCUACACUACGAGGGAGGCCACUGGAACUUACCUUUCCCCCGGAGGGAAGAUCCCCAUCAGAUGGACGGCUCCAGAAGCAAUAACCUACAGGAAGUUCACCACGUCCAGCGAUGUGUGGAGCUACGGCAUCGUCAUGUGGGAGGUGGUGUCUUACGGAGAGAGACCCUACUGGGACAUGAACAACCAGGAUGUGAUGAAGGCGGUGGAGGAGGGCUACCGUCUCCCGGCGCCCAUGGACUGCCCGGUGGUUCUGCACCAGCUCAUGCUGGACUGCUGGGAGAGGGAGCGAGCGGAGAGGCCCACCUUCAGCCAGAUACUCAACAUGCUGGACAAACUCAUCCGGAAUCCAGGAACGCUGCGCCGGACGGGUGGAGACAGAUACAUAAUGGACAUACCCACGGGCUCCAUGCUGGAGUCGGGGCUGGGUCCAGAGGUGUGUGUGUCAGUCGUACCGGAGGUGUGUGUGCCGGAGCGGUCGAUGUGUGAGUGGCUGCAGUCCAUCGGGUUGGAGAGGUACAGGGACACGCUGGCAGCGGCAGGUUACACCAGCCUCGACAGCCUCCUCGGAAUAACACACCAGGAAAUGGACAGACUCGGAAUAAUCACACUGUCACAUCAGGACAUGCUACUCGCGAGUGUGCAACAGGAAAUGUUGUCUCAAAUGCAACACAUGCAGCACUCGAUGGUUCCUGUCUGACCUGGCCAAACGGAGACGAAUGUGUUAUUGUUUUUUUUUUUUUUU
Salarias fasciatus (jewelled blenny) is the source of this 3379-nucleotide messenger RNA. RefSeq names its product ephrin type-A receptor 4-like. Gene Ontology annotation, biological process: ephrin receptor signaling pathway; axon guidance; protein phosphorylation. The coding region runs from base 59 to 3334 and encodes 1091 amino acids. The record is from RefSeq and is a predicted model, not a curated record. Gene Ontology annotation, cellular component: plasma membrane; dendrite. Gene Ontology annotation, molecular function: transmembrane-ephrin receptor activity; protein binding; ATP binding. NCBI's taxonomy places the organism in Eukaryota, Metazoa, Chordata, Actinopteri, Blenniiformes, Blenniidae. The transcript is spliced from 19 exons.